This is a messenger RNA of Aaosphaeria arxii CBS 175.79, 2709 nucleotides long. Its product is annotated as DNA repair helicase. Gene Ontology annotation, biological process: nucleobase-containing compound metabolic process; establishment of sister chromatid cohesion. Gene Ontology annotation, cellular component: nucleus. The record is from RefSeq and is a predicted model, not a curated record. The transcript has 4 exons. Gene Ontology annotation, molecular function: DNA binding; hydrolase activity, acting on acid anhydrides, in phosphorus-containing anhydrides; DNA helicase activity. The annotation marks the transcript as partial. NCBI's taxonomy places the organism in Eukaryota, Fungi, Ascomycota, Dothideomycetes, Pleosporales.
CUAAAUCUCAACAUUCUCACACUUCAUACGAUCGCAAAUCCUGAUUUUUAAUGUUGGAUUGAUGUGGUGCAAUCGAAGUAUUUCGCUAGCAUGGACUUCGCUUCAUCCACAGCACCUGAAAGAGACUUCCACCACCCAUACGAACCCUAUGACAUCCAAAGACAAUUCAUGAACGCCGUAUUUGACUGCAUUGAAAACGAAAGAGUCGGUAUAUUCGAAUCUCCUACUGGUACGGGAAAGUCUCUGAGCCUCAUCUGCGGAUCCUUGACUUGGUUGCGAGAUCAUCAGCGACGCGAGUUUGAAGAUGGCUUUACGGAAGAUACCCUAGAUGAGAGUGGCGAGCCCUUGUGGAUGCUGAAACAUGCUCACAAUCGAAAGAGACAAGCCGCCAUGGACCGGAGAAAGGCACUAGACGAUCGCAUUGCCAGAGUCAAAGAGAAGGAGAGGCGAGUGAAAGAACAAUUCACCAUGGGAGAACCUCAUCAAAAGCGACGAAAAAUAGACCCCCACGGCCCCAGAGACGAGAGUGGUGACAACGAGGCAGGUUUUGUCUUGGAAGACUAUGACAGUGACGAGGGCAAAGAUUCUGGUCAUUCCAAAGUUUUCUUUAAUAGCGGUGGAUACUCUGUUGAGACGCAGACCCUCAUGGAGGAACUUGGCUAUGCCUCAAGGGCAAAUAAGAACUCGGACGACCAAGAUACUGAUGAUCAAUUGAAGAUUUUCUAUUGCUCACGAACCCACUCUCAGCUUACCCAGUUCGCUAGCGAGUUGCGCAAAGUCCAAAUGCCCUCGCCAGCAGGGGUACCAGAUGGGCCCCAUGCUUCCGACCUGAACCCUCUUGUGGAGGAUGUGAAGCACCUGACUUUAGGUUCAAGGAAAAAUCUCUGUAUCAAUCCUAAAGUCAACAGGCUCGGAAAUGCUACUGCCAUCAAUGAACGAUGUUUGGAAUUGCAACAGCCUGGAACGUCCACCAACACCAAAUGCCCACACCUUCCGUCAAAGGAAACCGAAGCCUUGGUGAAUGAUUUCCGCGACCAUGCUCUUGCCAGAAUACGAGACAUUGAAGAGCUAGGUUCUCUGGGUAAGAAAUUGGGCAUUUGCCCAUAUUAUGCCUCGCGGCCAGCAACAAAAUCUUGCGAAGUUGUCACUCUACCUUAUCCCCUCUUGCUCCAAAAGUCUGCGCGCGAGUCGCUCGAUAUCUCUCUGAAGGGCCACGUCAUUAUCGUAGAUGAGGCACAUAACUUGAUGGAUGCGAUAAAUGGUAUAUAUUCUGCAUCCGUGACACUUUCCCAGGUGCAAGAAGCCCGCGCACAACUCACCAUUUAUCUCCAAAAAUUCCGGAACAAACUCAAAGGCAAAAAUCGCGUCUAUGUUGCACAGAUUAUCCGGUUGCUGGAUUCGAUUGUAGCAUAUCUUCACUCAAGGCAAAAUAAAAGCCCGCAUGGAGAUGGUAAAGUGGAUAUGGGUGCCUUGAUGGCUGGAAAAGGCGUCGAUCAGAUCAAUCUUUUUAAACUUAAUCGGUACCUGCAAGAAAGCCGAUUGGCACGGAAAGUUGAUGGCUACACGUCGUAUGCUGAUCAAAACGAGAGAAAGAACCAGAUCUCAUCAUCAGAAAAUAAGCCUCUGCAGAGCCCAAAAACCAGUGUCCCUGUCUUGACCCACGUCCAAGGCUUUCUACUCUCUCUCAUGAACCCAUCUUCGGAGGGCCAAUUCUUCUUUUCACACGACGAUGACCUAGGCACGGAGCUGAAGUACUUGCUUCUCGACCCAACUUUUCAUUUCAAGGACAUUGUCGAGCAGGCAAGAGCCGUGAUCCUAGCAGGAGGUACCAUGUCGCCAAUGAGUGAUUACAGGCAGCACCUACUCUCAUACCUAGACCCGGCAAGAAUCAUGACCCUGUCAUGUGGCCAUAUCGUACCGCCUUCGAAUCUAGAGGCUAUUGCUGUCAGUCGAUCCAUGAGCGGGGUAGAAUUGGAAUUCACGUUCGAGAAGCGAAAUUCCGAGAAAACCAUGAUCGACCUCGGAAAUACUAUUGUGAGCGUUGCACGACAUAUUCCUGACGGUGUUGUCGUCUUCUUCCCCAGUUACUCAUAUCUGAACACUUGCAUCGCCGCCUGGAAACGGCUAAGACCAAGCGAUUCGGCGUCAUCGCCAUCCUUCUGGGACGCUUUGCUCGAGAUCAAGCCAAUAUUCAUGGAACAGUCCCUUCAACAAACCCCACAUACCCACAGUAAGACCAAAGACAAAGCUGGCGAUUCGGUGUUGCACGCGUAUUCGAAAGCGGUAUCUGAAGGCCAAGGUGCACUCCUGUUCGCCGUCAUUGGAGGCAACCUUUCCGAGGGCAUCAAUUUCAGUGAUGCCCUAGGACGAGGAGUCGUUGUUGUUGGGUUGCCAUUCCCGAACCCUCACUCUGCGGAAUGGAAAGCCAAGGCGCAGUACAUAUCGCACAAAGCCACCAAUGAUGGUCAAGAUGGAAAAGUGGCGGCGCGUGACUUCUACGAGAACGUGUGUAUGCGGUCGGUGAAUCAAUGUAUAGGACGGGCGAUUCGUCACCGCGGGGACUACGCCGCGAUACUGAUGUUGGACAGACGUUAUAGUGGGGAUCGAAUUCAGGCUAAGUUACCCCAGUGGAUCCGAAAAAGCCUUGUCACUGAUGCUGCGGUUCAAGGACUUGGAAGACGAUUAGAUGAGUUUUUUGUAGGGAAGAAG